AUGUCCGCCGCCUCCACCGUUACCACAAUUUCAACACCAACCCUGGACUCCGAGUCCCCUGCCCUUCUCCAAUCCAUACCCCAUGGCGGCUAUGCUUAUGCUCGCAUGGUCACUUUAGCGGCUGCCGGUGACGAACGCGCUGCCGAGGUGGCGCGUGAGAUGGCAUGGGAGCAACUUCACUCUGGCCCUUGGCACUCCGUUCUCCCCGUCUGGCGUGACGCUUACUCCAUGGCGUGCCUCCACGUGGCCAAGUUCCAUUUCUCCAAUGGUGAGUUUGGAGAUGCUCUUAGGGCUUUGGAUAUGGGCAUCAUAAUGGGCGGUCCUUUGCUUAGGAAAGUGGACUCCGCAAUCGAAGUCGUUUCGGCAGCCAAAGCAAGACGGGAUCAUAACGGAGGAGCUAAUGCUGAUAAUGAGGGUCCCGAAAAAGCAAGGUGUCGAUUGUUGGUGUGUCCGGAGCAGCUUGAUAAGUCCGAGCUAUUACGGAUUUUACCAAUAGGAUCCUUGUCUUCUAAGAUUGUGGGGAAGAGGUCUGCCCUAUCUUUGGAGGGAUUUCUACGUGAAUAUUUCCUGUCUGGUUCUCCAGUUAUAAUUAGUGAUUGUAUGGCCCAUUGGCCAGCCAGGACAAGGUGGAAUGAUAUGGAUUACUUAAGAAGGGUUGCUGGUGAUCGUACAGUUCCAGUUGAGGUUGGAAAAAACUACUUAUGUUUAGAGUGGAAGCAAGAACUUAUUACGUUUUCCCAGUUUCUCGAGAGGGUUCAAUCUAAUGGCUGCAGAAGUAAGGUCCCUACCUAUCUUGCACAACACCAGUUGUUUGAUCAGAUAAAUGAGCUGCGGAAAGACAUUUCUAUUCCUGAUUACUGUUAUGCUGGGGGUGGGGAGCUGAGAUCUCUCAAUGCAUGGUUUGGUCCAGCUGGGACAGUGACACCAUUGCACCAUGAUCCACACCAUAAUAUACUUGCUCAGGUUGUUGGGAAAAAGUAUGUAAGACUCUACUCUGCUUCAUAUUCUGAGGAGCUUUACCCAUACAGUGAAACAAUGCUCAAUAAUUCAAGCCAGGUUGAUCUAGACAAUAUAGAUGAUGUAGAGUUUCCAAAAGUUUGUGACUUAGAAUUCCUGGACUGCAUUUUAGAGGAAGGUGAAAUGCUUUAUAUCCCACCGAAAUGGUGGCAUUAUGUGCGAUCCUUAACAACAAGUUUUUCAGUGAGCUUUUGGUGGAGUGAUUCUGGGAGUUCAACAGUGUCUUGAUAAUGUAUUCUUUCCAUGUUCUAAUUCAUUUGGAAUGGAACUGGGCCUCAUAUUAAAACCUUAGCUGGUAAAUUCCUAUACAGGCUGAAAGAGGACAAUGAUUAGUGUAUUCUUAUGUGUAUAGAGAGUUUGUCUACUCAAAAGGAAGUUGGUAGAAUGUAAUCAUUGACAAUUGUGAUAGUAUUUCGGGUUAUCUGAAGUAUGAUAUUGAAUGCUAUCAUCUUCCACAGAUUCUCUCUCUCUCUCUCUCUCUGUGCUUUCUCAUUGAGGUGUAGGUUUUUAUGGAAAA
Messenger RNA from Theobroma umbraticum, 1534 nucleotides. It is a transcript of the gene JMJD5, whose product is annotated as 2-oxoglutarate (2OG) and Fe(II)-dependent oxygenase superfamily protein. Lineage: Eukaryota; Viridiplantae; Streptophyta; Magnoliopsida; Malvales; Malvaceae. The record is from RefSeq and is a predicted model, not a curated record.